GCCAGACAAGCAUACAAUGGGCAAACGUGACCAGAAACGUAUCGAGCACGAGCUCUUGGACUUGUUGAACGACAGAUCUAACCGGAACAAGUGUGGUGAAUGUGGUGCGACGUAUCCCACCUGGGCGUCGGUGAACCUCGGAGUGUUCCUCUGUGGCCGUUGUGCUUCCGUACACAGAAAGCUGGGAGACGAUGUGUCUGUUGUGAAGAGCCUUACGCUGGACAGAUGGACAGACGAUGACAUCGACAGCCUAGCGUCGAUGGGCAACAAGAAGGCCAAGCAGCUGUGGAACCCGAAGGAUGUUCCCUUCCCUUACGACGACGAUGACAAGGAUGAGAUAUUCAUGUACGUGAGAAACAAGUACGUUCUUGGUAAGUUCCGGUAUAGUGAGCCCACCAGUGAAGAUUACAACCUGGGGAGACGUGGUGACAGCGGCAGCAGAGCGAGAAGCAGAUCUCGCGGCCAGUCUCUAAGCAGUGGUUCUCGUGACGUUCCGUCGUUGACACAUCGGGACAUCCCUGAGCUGAAGCGCAUCAAGUAUCAGAAGUUGGAGCCGAAGCUGAAGAACAUGGGGUAUCGUAACACUGAUGAUAACUACGAGGCGCUUGUGUUAGCCAAGGGAGACUUGAACUUGGCGUCGAAGAUACUGGAUAGUUCGGACCAGUCGAAGCCUGCGCUGCCUAGAAGACCGGGCACAAGCCAGGGAAACCCAUCAACAUCAGCAGGUGCUCAACAGGCCUCAGUGCAGGCGCCAACGUCCUCAUCGAGUUGGCUAACUGGAAGUGCGACAGGCGUAAGCACACCUGGAUCUCUCAGCGUUACUGGAACAGGGUUAAUGACAGAGCCGCCACAGCAGUACCUGGACCCUGCUACUGGUGUUAUCUAUGUGGACCCAGUUCAGCAGCAACAAUGGGAGCUACAACAGCAACAGCAGCUACAACAGCAACAGCAGCUACAACAGCAACAGCAGCUACAACAGCAACAGCAGCUACAACAGCAACAGCAACAGACAGGAUACGCACAGCCUCAGGCAACUGGCAUCAACAAAGCUCAGUUGAUGGGUCUCUAUAGUCAGCCAACGAACGUUCAGCAGUCAAACGGGUUCUUGCAACAGGUACAACAACCCCAGUUACAGAGCCAGCCAUCGGCGAUGAGCAUUCAACAAACCGGCCUGUCAUACCAGCAACCGCAACAGCAGCAAACUGGGAUGACAUUCCAGCAAACUGGGGCGUUUCAACAACCUCAAUUACAGCAACAGCACUUUUACCAACAGGGAUAUCAAGGCUAUGGAUACCAAUGAAGUUCCUAUUCGAGCCCAAAAUCACCAUGUGUGAAUCCUUGUAUCUUAUAUAACGUCUUUUCUGUUUUCAAACUUCUAAUACCUACAAUGUCGAAGUAUAAUACCAAUAAUUCCAUC
This is a messenger RNA of Williopsis jadinii, 1417 nucleotides long. Its product is annotated as ArfGap-domain-containing protein. Gene Ontology annotation, biological process: intra-Golgi vesicle-mediated transport; endocytosis; endoplasmic reticulum to Golgi vesicle-mediated transport. Gene Ontology annotation, cellular component: Golgi apparatus. The transcript has a single exon. Gene Ontology annotation, molecular function: GTPase activator activity; protein binding. The coding region runs from base 17 to 1300 and encodes 427 amino acids. NCBI's taxonomy places the organism in Eukaryota, Fungi, Ascomycota, Saccharomycetes, Phaffomycetales, Wickerhamomycetaceae. The record is from RefSeq and is a predicted model, not a curated record.